UGGCAGCCACCCUGGCCUCACACCUUUGUUAGCAGCAUUCAUUCCUGGGGAACCAGGGUCCACAAUGAAGAUGGAUUUUUCUGCAGGACAGGCCUGAAUGCUUUGCCAGCAGACAGAUGAUUUGACAGGAAAUAGACUUACGACAGGAACAGACACAUUAGGGGAAGAGAAGAAUACAGCUUAAAAAUACGGUUUUUAAAACACAUUCUUAAUAGUUUAAACCAUGAGAGGAUUUCAGUGCUUUUUUCCCCCUUCCUUGAAGUAGAUAAAGCGGGAUACAUUUUAUUAAAAAGUCCUCACAGAUUUUCACUGAGAACCUCCCAGUAAAAAAAAAGUGGAAAAAUAAAGAGUGUGUGUGUUUGUAGAGUUCCCUUCCAACAACAUUAAGGCAGAGGAAGGGGUUAGUUUCUUCAGGAGCUGUGACUCACAGGACUGUCGCGCAGUGUUUCAAACGCGCGUGUGACAUCUGGAGGGGGAAAUCACUCAAGCUGCGGCCCUCCUCUUCCCCGGGGUGUCCGGAGCCCGCGCCCCGCAGCCCGUCCACGGACCUGCUCCGGCCCUGCGCAAGUUGUUUCCGGCGUGGCUCCCCCACCCCCACCCCCGUUCUCUCGGGGCAAGUAUAGAUUUUCAUGAACACAGGGGGUUUUGUCUUCUGUUAAAAACAACUCUCCUUCACUGGAGCAGGCUUUGUGUCUCGCCCCAGGAAACAGCGUUCACUGGAGGUGACUCUCCGGGGCGCGGUGCAGCCUGUUACCUGACCCGGCUGGGAGCCGCCGGUGGCAGCGGGCUGCAUUCCUUGAAUUCUUCCACUCGGCGCUCUCCCCGCAAUGAGCUACUUGAGGUUCCCUGGGCCGAGCGCAUUCCGCUUGAUUACUCGCUUCCUCCCUCGCUGCGCCCUGGAGUCCGCGGCCGGAUCUCGCUCCCAGUCUCUAAACGUGUGGCUGAGUAGAGCAAGUGCGCCAGUGAGGAGAAGCACGCAGAGAGUGCCAGAGAAGACCUCAAAGUCUGGAGAAAAAUGACCUUUCGUGGAAUAUGAAAUGUACCUUCUCUUGCAAGUUUUUCUCUUAAUAAACUCUGAAAACUGAACAUACAGCCUUGGGUCUACGGAAAAUCAACUGAUCAAACUCUUCGUCAUGCAUCAACUGUUCAGACUAGUUUUGGGACAAAAAGAUCUUUCACGAGCUGGGGACCUCUUCUCCUUAGAUGACUCUGAGAUCGAAGACAGCCUAACAGAAGCUUUGGAGCAGAUUAAAAUAAUUAGCUCAUCAUCAGACUACCAAACCAAUAACAAUGACCAGGCUGUGGUUGAAAUCUGUAUCACAAGAAUCACAACAGCCAUCAGAGAGACAGAAUCCAUUGAAAAGCAUGCCAAGGCCCUUGUGGGGCUCUGGGACUCCUGCUUGGAACACAACCUAAGACCCUCCGGCAAAGAUGAAGAUACUCCUCAUGCAAAAAUUGCAUCCGAUAUCAUGAGUUGCAUUUUACAGAAUUAUAACCGGCUCCCUGUGAUGGUAUUAGCCAUCCCCAUUGCAGUGAAAUUCCUCCACAGAGGCAACAAGGAACUGUGCAGGAACAUGUCUAACUACCUGUCCCUGGCUGCAAUUACCAACGCGGAUCUCCUUGCUGACCACACAGAAGUUAUAGUAAAGAGCAUAUUGCAAGGAAAUGCCAUGUUGUUAAGGGUAUUACCUGCAGUGUAUGAAAAGCAGCCUCAGCCAAUUAACAGACACCUGAUAGAACUCUUGGCCUUGAUGUCUCAACUGGAACAACCAGAGCAGUCCCAUCUACUACAGCUUUUGCAUGUAGCAGCAAAGAGGAAACAACUGGAGGUGGUUCAGAAAUGUAUUCCUUUUCUAAUCAGGAAUUUGAAGAGUUCAACCCAUCAUGACAUCAUCCUAAACAUCCUUCUAGAGAUAGCUGGCUAUGAGCCAGUGGCUUUGAGCAGUUUUCUUCCAAUGCUGAAAGAGAUUGGAGAGAGAUUUCCCUAUCUCAUUGGACAAAUGGCGAGGAUCUAUGGAGCUAUUGGGCAUGUGGAUGAAGUGAGAGCCAGGAGCUGCGUGGUGUACCUGGUGAGCCAGCUGGCCAACAUGGAGCAUUCAUUUCACCAUAUUCUCCUGCUAGAGAUCAAGAGCAUCACUGACACCUUCUCCUCCAUCCUGGGUCCUCAGAGCAGGGACAUCUUCCGCAUGAGCAACAGCUUUACCACCAUUGCCAAGCUCUUGUGUAGACAACUGGAAAAUACCAAGACUGUUAAUGACAGGCGAAAAAUCAGCACUGAUACUGGACUCCCUGAGAAACUAGAAGUCAACCUCAAGGUAGCUAAGAAUGAAGACCAUGAAAAGCUUCAAGUUAAAAUCCAGGCUUUUGAAGACAAAAUAUAUGCUGAAAGCUAUAUUCCAGGAUCUAUCAGGAGAUAUAGCUUAGACCAUGUUUCUAAGGAAGAAAGAAAAAACAUUAGAUUUAACAGGUCAAAAAGUUUGGCUUUACACACUGUGCUCACGAAGGGUGUGAGUUCAGAUGACGGAAAAGAAGAAGAGAGUGCACAAAGAGCAGUCAGCAUCUCUCUUUCAGAAAUAGACCCACUUAGCCAUGGAAGUGACAAGUUGCCGCUUAAGACAGACACCCACGGAUCGCAGCUGAAAAACUCUUCAGCUUCACACCCGAGUAUUGUACACCUAGAAUCAGAGAAUUUUGAAGAAACUAUUAAAGAAAACGUCCAGGGAGAAACUCCAGAGAUAACCACAAAUCCUAUAGAAUACCAAGAUAAGCUGUACUUGCAUCUGAAGGAAAACCUCAGUAAAGUGAAAUCAUACGCCAUGGAAAUCAUGAAGAAAAUCCCUAUCCCUGACCAGUGCACCAUUGAGGAUACAGUGAGAAGUUGUGUAGCAAAGUUGUUCUUCACAUGCUCCCUGAAGGGUCAUUACUGCCUGUACAGUAAGUCCAGUUUCAUUCUCAUCAGCCAAGAUCCCCAGCCAUGGAUCCAGAUCAUGUUUCUCUUUCAGCAGGAUCUGGACCAGGUACAGCUCCAUCUAGAAGAAGUGAGAUUCUUUGAUGUGUUUGGCUUCAGUGAAACAGCAGGAGCAUGGCAGUGCUUCAUGUGCAACAACCCUGAAAAAGCAACUGUUGUAAAUCAAGAUGGCCAGCCUCUCAUAGAAGGAAAACUUAAAGAGAAGCAAGUCAGGUGGAAGUUCAUCAAAAGGUGGAAAACGCGUUAUUUUACAUUGGCUGGAAAUCAACUUUUGUUUCAAAAAGGAAAAUCUAAAGACGAUCCUGAUGAGUCUCCAAUAGAACUCAGCAAAGUACAGAGUGUGAAAGCUGUGGCCAAGAAACGCAGGGACCGCUCUCUCCCUCGGGCUUUUGAAAUCUUCACAGACAAUAAAACCUAUGUUUUCAAGGCCAAAGAUGAGAAGAAUGCAGAAGAAUGGCUGCAGUGCAUCAACGUGGCAGUUGCCCAGGCAAAAGAGAAGGAAAGUAGAGAAGUGACCACAUAUCUGUAGGGACUUACAUGCUGGUUUCGCAUGACUAUGCACAUCAGGCAUUGCCAGUGUCGAAAAGAGAGAAAUCCCCAAGCCAGGCUGUUUUCCACUAAAUACCAGUGGAAUCAUCCCUAAGAAGGGCCUAAAACAGCAGGCUUCUCCACAGAUUUCACUCCUUAGCAGUGGUCUUGUUAACUCCAGAGUAUCUCUCUGAAGCAUACAAGAGGAGCUAGAGACUAUGCCCUCAGAGGGUGUGAAGCAAGGCAGGGAAGCUGUGAAUGAAGGAACUUCUGUAGAUAUGUCAUUUAAAACUGUAAGAAAACUACCUAUGCUGAGAAAGGAUUGUUAUUUCUGAUGAAAAUCAGUCUGUCGAGGGUAUUUUUUUAAAAAUACCUAGCUGGAAGAGUUUAAUUAAUGUACACUGAAGAAAACCUGUAAGAAAACUAUAAGAAAA
Messenger RNA from Heterocephalus glaber (naked mole-rat), 3930 nucleotides. The record is from RefSeq and is a predicted model, not a curated record. NCBI's taxonomy places the organism in Eukaryota, Metazoa, Chordata, Mammalia, Rodentia, Bathyergidae.